CUAAAGAUGCUUUAGUUUAAACACAACCGCUGAGCUAGAUACAUUUUAAUCUCAAGAUGCGCAAUUUGCUGCACUUACUUGUGUUUACUUUGGGCGCCGCCAGCUGUUGGGCGCAGUUUAACGAUUUUCUUAUCUUUUCGCCAUCAUCAAGGUCACCAGUGAGUGUGCCACAGCCUCAGUCAACGCCAGCGCCGCCUGCUGGUGGCAAAUUUGUGCUGGUCAACAACGUUCCUACGCUGGUUACUAGAGCGCCAUUUGUUGCUGCUCCGCCACCCACGCAACAGUUUCUCGACUGCUUUGGCCGCUGCCCCACCACCCCCGAAUACAAUCCUGUGUGCGCCAGCAAUAUGCAGACUUAUCUUAAUCAACAGAAGUUUGAUUGUGCGCGCUUCUGUGGUGCCGAUAUACAAAUAGUGCGACGCAGCAGCUGCGAGGGUCUGUUUCCUAUGCAACGCGGCUGAGCGAGUAAAAUAUUAUAUUACUAAGAAAAUAUGUAAACAGCGAUAAUACAAUUUGUUUUUCAUAAACGU
This is a messenger RNA of Drosophila busckii, 530 nucleotides long. RefSeq lists its product as uncharacterized. Bases 57 to 461 code for a protein of 134 amino acids. The transcript has 2 exons. The record is from RefSeq and is a predicted model, not a curated record. Gene Ontology annotation, molecular function: serine-type endopeptidase inhibitor activity; protein binding. Lineage: Eukaryota; Metazoa; Arthropoda; Insecta; Diptera; Drosophilidae.